AUGAUGAACGAUACGAACAACCCGGCUGUGGCCAUUGAUGAAGAACUUUAUCCAGCCUUGAUACAGUGUUUCUUUAUCAUUGGCGUCGGUUACGUAGCCGGACAAUUGAAUUUGCUGACGAAUACUCAAUCGAUCGGUCUUUCACGCUACAUUAGUAACUUCGCUUUACCCGCUGUGAUAUUUAAAAAUCUUGUUAACGUACAUUUCCAAAGUGUAUCAUGGGCUUUUCUUGGCUCGGUAUUUAUUGCUAAAGCAGCUGUUUUUCUGAUCACGGUCAUUGUUACUUGUUUCGGUGAACGUCCAAGGAAUUUCGCCAGUAUGGGCUUAUACGCAAUAAUGACAUCUCAAAGCAAUGAUUUUGCAUUGAUUCUUCCGAUAAUCAAUGCGGUUUAUAAGCAAUCCCAUCCAGAUUAUGAACGAUACAUCUAUCUGAUUGCACCAAUAUCUUUAGUCAUACUCAAUCCGAUUGGUAUCCUUCUAAUCGAAAUUCAAAAGCGUUUCAAUCAUGGAAAUCAAAAUCGACACAUUCAUGCGCGCGAACGCUUUCAGCUAUUGAAAAUCAUUCUAAAAAAUAUUAGUCGAAAUCCGAUUGUCAUAUGUACAAUACUAGGUGUGAUAUUUAAUCGCAUAUUUAACGAACAUCUACCUAAUCUUAUCGAUCAUAUAUUAACACCGGUAGCGCAAUCGUUUAGUUCGACUGCAUUGUUCUAUCUAGGUUUAACAAUGGUCGGAAAAUUAAGUCGCCUUCAUGCCCAUCUGGUUAUAACCGUGUUUAUCUUGAGUAUGAUCAAAUUAAUUGUCUUUCCAUUAGUAUUACGUCAAGCUAUUUUCUUUCUUCUGAAACCCGUCAAUGGAAGUUUGAAUAGUACUAUCGAUUAUUCGAAUUUCGGAUUUCUAUAUGGGACAGCACCGACUGCUCCAUCUGUGAUAUUUUAUGUACCAGAAUCCUUUGCAGCGUUGCAAGCAAUUGCUUCUACAGGUUUAGUGGUGUCAACGCUACUCGCAGGACCGAUUAUGUUAGUGUCAGCUAAAAUGAUUAAUCUAAACGCACUGGAUAUUAUUAAAGCUCAAUCAUAUGACUCCAGUUUAGUUAAAACUGCAUAUGAUCUGAGUGUUUUAUCGUUAUUUUGUACUAUUAUUGUUUUGAUUGGAUUUGGUUUGCGACGUCGUUUGUUAAAAAUAUCGUUUGUACAUAAAUAUACAUUCAUUUUCGUUGGUCUUCAAAUGAUUCAUGCGAUGUGGACAAUAGCUAUUCAAUGUGUACCGACGCCCAUAUCGACUACUGCGGCAACUAUUGUUGAAUUAGGUGGUAUUAUGGUCGCGCUGGUUACUCGUGCAUGGGCAACAAGUGUUUCAAUUGUUCUCAUGAUAACCAUAUGUUACUCGAAACAGCGAGCUCUUCGAUAUUGGUGGUUGUAUCAUUUAUUUGGUUGGCUUGCACCAUUGAUUACAACAGUUGCUACCUUUCUGGCAUCUACUGUUGCUGCUAAAGAUGGCGAUCCGAAAACAAGACUCCAGCAAAUUACCACAUUGCAAUACAGUGCUGCAAUAGUUCUACUUGCUCUGUGUAUUAUUAUUAGUUCAACGAAUCUUAUUCGAAUCAUACGUCGAGUGUAUCAGUUAAAACGAGACAGUGAAGAAAAUCAACGUACAACUUCAAUACUGCGGGAAAACGAGCCAUUAAUUGAACAUAAUGAUGAUGAUGAUGAUGACAGUACUGCGCAUUUGAACCAAAUAUCAAUUAACUCAGCGUUAUCAGAAACAUUAGCAUUGGAAGUAGAUACGCAAUUAUUUCGUCAUGCAGUUCUCGUUGGUCUACUAAAUAUCAAUGCCUUCGUCUGCAUAUCAGUUUUACUCUGGUCGAUUGUAGUCACCAAUCAUGAUGGUGUUUAUUAUGAAUUACAAUUUCUGGACACAGCUUUAUUGCACGGUCAAGGUAUCGUAACAUUUCUCGUUUUUGCUCUUGAUGCUGAUUUAUUACUACCCAUACGUCGAAAAAUUAUUAAAUUAUUGAAUCGCUUUGGCUGGAAAAUUACUUGUGAUGCCGAUGGCGUGCAUCGUAAGCCAGUCCAUAAGCAGCGAGCACUUGAUUUUGAACAUCGAAUUCGGCCAGAUUUCAUUCGACAUUCCAUAUCAACACAGAGUAUGAGUAACUCAUUAGAUACAAUGGAAACGAUAUUUAACGGAAAUGAUUUUUGCCAGUGGCUUGUUUCGAAUGGUUAUCUCGAGAAUGAUGUGAGAGCCCAAGACUACUGUCAAGAAUUAGUGAAUCAAGAUUUGGUAGUUACGUUCAAUUUCGAAAUAAUGGGCUCGAAAUCAUCGAAACGGAAUUCGGUUAAUGACCAACCAUUAAGUCGAGAAACCAUCGAAGAACUUUGUCAAGAUACAGGUUUUACUGAAGAAGAAUUGCUCACGUGGCACACAAACUUCUACAAAGAUUGUCCCGAUGGGAAAUUAACAUUGAAGCAUUUUGAACAAGAGUACGCCAGAAUCAUGGGUAAACCAACACAAAAAACGGCAAACUACGUCCGACAUAUGUUCAGUGUUUACGAUCAAGAUAAAAAUCAAUUUAUUGAUUUCAAAGAAUUUGUAAUGGCACUGUCUGCUGCAUCAGUUGUUAAUCGUUUACGUCUUGUCGAGACACUUUUUCACGUCUUUGACUUAGACAAUGACGGUAAAAUAACAAAAGAUGAAAUCGCCAAAAUGUUACACACUCUUGUCGAUGUGACAAAUUCCAAUCAGAAACGUCGUCAACGCCGACAUCAAACAACAAAUCAAACUGAACAUGCCAAAACAAUCGAUAUACAAAAACGCGUUGACGAUGCAUUUAAUGAACUGAAUGCAAAUGACGAUGAUCACAUAACAAAAGACGAAUUUAUCGAAUGGUAUAUGAAAUCAGGUUUAUUAUCUGAAGUUCAAACAAAUGAACUCGAUGUUCCCGAUACGUCACGUAUUCAACAUUUAGGCAAAAAAUCGCGAAAAUUUAUGAAACAGUCAUCAAAUACCAAGUCAACACCUGAUCAUGAAGAGAAUGGUCAACGUUUACCUCAAUUAGUUCGACACAUGUCCAGAAUGACUGAACGACGAGUGCCGACCAAAUAUGAUGAUGAUGACGACGACGACGACAUUGAGAAUGACUUUCGUGCGCUGAGUAGCAGUAACAAUGUUACGACAGUCUCAGCGCGACAUUAUCAUGAUGAGAAUGGUAUUGACGGCAGAGUCAAUCGGCCGACUAUUCGUAUAACAACGGUUUCAGAUGAUACUGAUUCGCAACUUUCCAAAGAAAACGAGCGGUGGCAACAUUUGUUCAAUUCCGUUCUCGGACAAAUACGUGCACAACGUACUACCAAUGCUGAAUCGCCGACGACGAACAAUUUAGCAACUUCAUCUAGUUUUCAAUCGUGGAAACGCGAAGGUGAAGAAAAACUCAAAUCGGAAUACAUUCGCCAAAAAUCGACAGACACUUCCACGUCUAAUCGGUCAUUUCUAUCCACAAAAAAUGAUAUUGAACUCAAACCAAACCGUCAAAUAUAUGAAAACCAACCACCAGCAUCUCCAGACAUUGUUAGUGUUCGAUUAUAA
Molecule: messenger RNA, 3582 nt
Organism: Adineta ricciae
Lineage: Eukaryota; Metazoa; Rotifera; Eurotatoria; Adinetida; Adinetidae
Source: the annotation of a GenBank genome assembly